GCAAAGUGUGCAACUCAUUGCCAAACUGCCAGUGGCUAGCACAAAAACGUGCAUAACUUUGGAAAGGAAAAACGUACAAACGCACCGUUAAAAUACUAUUUGUGAUGCACAGAUUUCAGUUACUCGUGAUUCAAUGUUCCCAACGCUCGUCUCUCUAUAAAUAAUACAGACAAUUCAUACCCUCCCUGUGCUGCACUACCUCACAAGAAUAAGAUAAUACUACCACAAUCUCCACAGGCAUUAUGGGCACUGUUGUUGAUGCUGCAAGCAAGGAAGUCAAUGGAAGCUCGCACAAAGACAAGAAGGUGACUGUUGUUUUUGUUCUAGGUGGGCCAGGCAGUGGUAAGGGCACUCAAUGUGCAAAUAUUGUUGAAAAUUUUGGUUAUACUCAUCUCAGUGCAGGUGAUCUUCUCCGAGCUGAGAUAAAAUCUGGUUCUGACAACGGGACCAUGAUUCAGAAUAUGAUUAGGGAUGGAAAAAUUGUGCCUUCAGAGGUAACAAUUAAGCUUCUCCAACGAGCAAUAGAGGAAAAGGACAAUGAUAAGUUUCUCAUUGAUGGUUUUCCUCGCAAUGAGGAAAACCGUGCAGCAUUUGAGUCUGUAACUGGAAUUGUGCCAGAAUUUGUACUCUUCUUUGAUUGUCCAGAGGAGGAAAUGGAGAGGCGUCUGUUAAGUAGGAACCAGGGUAGAGAAGACGAUAACAUAGACACAAUAAGGAAGAGAUUUAAGGUGUACAUGGAGUCUAGUCUCCCAGUUAUUGAAUAUUACAAUGCGAAAGGGAAGGUCCGCAAGAUAAAUGCUGCAAGACCAGUUGAAGAAGUUUUUGAGGCUGUAAAAGCUGUUUUCUCCUCGCCCGUUGGCAAGGCUGCUGCUUAGUAUGCUAUCAUACUUUUGUCGCACACCUGCACCGCAUUCUAGCCUAGGUGAUUUCGUAAUAUACAGAUAUACGUAGUUGGUUUCCUUCCCCAUUGGAGUUGAUGGGUUAACUUUAUUGUUUUUUCUUUUUAUUACUUUACUCGUUAUAUCAUAAUGUUGUUUCUAGUACAAGGUGUUGCGGCUAUAUUGGUGAAAUUUGAUGGAAACACUGAAAACUGCUGAUUUGGUUCAUAUUGAUAAACAAUGUUGUUUGAUGGGAAAAAUGAGUUGUUUCAUUCCUUAAAUAAUUAGAAUGCAGUGCUAAACUUAAGUGUGUGGUGAAGAAGAGGAAUUAAG
This is a messenger RNA of Striga asiatica, 1211 nucleotides long. Lineage: Eukaryota; Viridiplantae; Streptophyta; Magnoliopsida; Lamiales; Orobanchaceae. The record is from the annotation of a GenBank genome assembly.